UUCUGCCUGUCUGUUCUAAAUUUUUGCAUUAAAAGGAAAAUAGUCAUUAUUCCCUUGUUAAAUCAAGUGAAAUAUGUUCGAAAUAUAUACUGGAGUAAACGGCUGAUAAUAUCAUAGCCAUGAAUUUAGUAGAGAAGGCAGAGAAAGCUUUAGAAUAUCUAAAAAACAACGAGGGGUCUACGAAGAGCCAUGAGCUCCAGACAGCUGCUGGGACUCUCGGAAGAUGUUUAGGAGCGCUGGGAAGCCGAUCAACAUACGCCAGGCAUUAUGCAAAUCUUUUACACGGUGCCCUGCCUACUUUGCUGUCUUUAGCAAGCAAUGAUAGUGCUGAAGUGAGAUUAGUCGGUGAUGAGGCACUGAACAGAGCAGUUGUGGGUGGGUUUGCUUUUCACUCUCACAAAGCAAACAUCAUAUUGCAGAAUUUGAUUGACCCAUCUAGAAAUGCCAGAUGGAUACGAGCAGCUCUCACCCGGAUUUGCCUCGGAGACUGCUGGCUGCGUCCCGGCACUGGCAAGAUCCGAUCCCAAGCGCAAACGCUAUUUCCGAAGCUGAGCCAGAUAGUCCAGCAGACGAGCGAAAUACAACUCAUUGUGGAGGCAUUAGAGAACAAUUUGCCUCGGAUAUUGACAGCUUUGGCUGAGUAUACCACUGAUGAGGAAAUUUUUGAUUUGUCCAAAGAGUUAUUAUCGCACAUAAAUUCGCCUGAACCAGCUGUGAGGCGCGACGUGUCGAAGUGUGUGGCGCAUCUAUGUUCACAUAGAGAAACGCUGCUUACUAAUGUAUUGGAGAAAGUAUUUGAGAAAUUAUGGCCAAUAUCAACAGACAGUGUUACAGUAAUGGGCUGGUUUUGCUUGCUCAAGGCAAUAUUUCAUAACAACGACAUUUGGAAAUUCCAUGAAAACAAUCUCUUUAGUGUUCAAGAUUAUUUAGAGUUGUAUCAACUAUGUGUGCACUACAUCGAACAAUCGACCGAACACAACACACAGAAUAUGGUAUUGGAAUGUCUGUGUUCACUGUUGGCCCAAGCCACCUCAUGCUAUAGCAAGGCGUUGUUGGACAAACAUUGUGUACGUUUGGACCUCAGACAGUCCAGACACAGCCGGAAUAUUAGUACAACAAGCGGUAUAUCGACCCGCUACGUUCCAAGUCCAGUACAAACUCACUCGGAACACCACAACAUGGAGCUUUCGUUCAGCGGCGAGCUCCAGCUGGGGAGCUUAUUGCAGCUUCACACGCCGAGCUUGAGUGUUGAAGAUUUGAGUAUACGAACUCCAGACUCCCACGGGAGCGAAGCAGAAUUGCAGAUGCAGUCGGAAGAGCUGACAAAGGAUUUGUCGGAGAAACUGCAAGAGUAUGAGGAGACAGAGAAGGAGAGUGAGCAAGAUAUAGUGGACUGUCCACAGGAUAUAGGAUUCAAGAUAAACAUUGGAUCUAGCACAGAUGAAGAUGUCUUGCUCAAGUAUUGUGCAAGAUUGAUUGCUUCGAAGUAUUUAUUGACUGGCAACAAAGGGGAAACCAUACACGACAGAUCUGUGAGGGUAUCUGUCAAAGCGUCUGCCCUGAACUGUUUGUCAGAAGUACUGCAGUUGUAUCCACAAGCCGUGACAAUGUAUUUGGAUAAAGAUGCAGAUUUCAAGAAUCAUAACAAUUCUGGAUCAUCUGAAGGCACGGAAAUGCACCAAGACAACAUAAACGAAUUCAUUUUAGAACGAAAUGUUUGCUAUCAAGACUCCCUCAGCGAUUCCAUGAGCCAAGACUUCCUGAAUCGAAGCGUCGACAGCCAACAGACAUCCAACUCUCAACAAAUAUCCAAAAAAGACAGCAAAUCUCUGGAAAAAUCAAUGGACAGCGUAGAAAAAACGUCUAAAGACAUCCCAAGCGCGAUUUUAGACAGCAGAUACGGCAAAAGCGACCUUAUGGUCAGCGGAUUAAGUGCAGAUUCAAAUCAAAAUAUGACAACUAGUAAUUUCACGACAAACUCCAAUAUGACCGGCAGCACGUUUUAUCCAAUGACAAGUAGUGGGGAUAUUUUAUCAUCAAGUAUAGAUUUGGAUAUGAAAUUCGAUCAUUUUGGCGAAUCUCCUGAAAAUGUUGAAUUGAGAGAGAAAAAGGAAGAUAAACCGAAAAGGCCCCUGGGAAGGACUUUUGAUGUCGCGAAAGAGGACAGUGUGAGAAAAUAUGAGAUUGAGAAGGACUUUGUUUUUCAGCAUAUGUGUGACAUUUUCUUGCUUUUGGAAAAACACAGUGACCCCCAAAUUAGGGGGUUGGUUAGGGUGUGUAUUGGGAGUUAUUUGAAGGUAGCUUUGGAUUUGUGCCGUGGGGAUUACGAUAGGUGGAGAAAGUAUGCGGUGUUGCCGAAAGACGUCAGUGAGGGAAUCAGUAUGGAGAAGUUGAUGGCGAUUUUGGUGAAGGGCGUAUCAGACGACGUUCAUUCAACAGUGAUCCACACACUGACCUCCUUAACCAAUGUGUCACAUGCGCUUGCGCACAGCACUCAUUGGCAGCUACUGGUCGAUGUGUUGAAUGCUCUCAGAGAAACUGAGAACAAUAGUUAUUGGCUGGUCAAGGUUACGUUGUGUAGGUUCUACGAGAAAUUACCUUAUAGCAGACUACAUACCUUGUAUUCCGGAUAUAACAACAAAAGCAAAGUUAUAAUGAACACGCUGAUUCGGUUGCUACACGACCCAGACCAAAAAGUGAGGAGCGCUGCAUCUCAAACUAUAGCAAACAUUAUCCCAAAACUAUACCAAUCAAAUCGCGCGAACCCAAUAUCAACUGUCACUUCUAUAGCCACGCAACACAGUCGCCAUCUAACGUUCGACCGCGGUACUUUAUCGUUAUCCAUAGUACGAGACAUGUACUUUAUGAGCGAGUUACCGGAACUGUUGAGGAGUGGGGAUGAGUGUCAAGCGUUGGAUUCCUUGAGGAGUGUAGUAGCCGAGUUGAGGGCGAAGAUUUCGGUUGAUUGUAAGAAUAAUUCUCAAGGUCUAUUAGAAACUCUGCAAGCUAUAUGUCGCAAAUGGUCUCCAUGGAAGCACAUGACAGCAUACAGCUCACAAGGAAUACUGAGCUAUUGUCUAGAUAGCUUACAUUACUGUAGCUCGACGGUCGCUGUUAGAACCAUUCUUUUGGACAUCACUGCUCGAUUAUACCCAGUGGAAAUCCACGAAGUUAUGCGCCACAAGACAUCAAACAGAGAUAUAUUCGAACGCGACUCACAAAACAGCAAAGAAAAAUGGCAACACUUAGAAAACAACAGGGUGGCCAACUUAGCGGAGAAAUUCCUACAAGUUACGUUGAAAAUGUUAAAUGUGCUGGUGCAUUUGAUUGAGGAGGUUAACCCUAAUGUGCAUUUGAAUAAAGGCGGGAUUGCCUUGCCCGGCAGUCCGGUGAGGAGGAAGACUCAAGAUGCCACGCCGAGAAGAUCAAGCACCGCUUCGGAAGUAGAAGAGAAAGGGUCUCUAAGAAAGAAGCCCCCCACACCCGCGAAUAGUCUAAGAGCUAACUUUGCCGGCCACUUUUAUAUGGACCCGUUCUACAUGAAGUUCUAUGAUACUCUGAGAGCUACAUACUCAAAUCAUAAGAUCACCCUAGACCCAAAAGGGAGUAUAUUCCACGAAUUCCUCUCAACAGUACUUAAUUGUCUGUCGAUACAACUAGAAUUAUCGACUGAAAGGGAAUUUGGUUGCGUCACUGAAGAAAUAUUAUACUACCUCAAAAUGAUCAUGCCUUUUAAACCCGAUGCCACAAUAUAUUGUGUUACUCAGCUAUUAAAAUGUUUGUUUGGAACUAACAUGAUCAGUCAAUAUUCUGACUACAUGAGCAUUAUUGACAAAAAGGAUGGCGAACCAAAACCAAAUUUCUAUAACGAUGUAAUGUUGAUUAAUAGACUAAACACCAUAGACAAAGAGUCUAGAAGGAGCAGCGCCAGUUCGAAUACUAGUCAGAAAUUGUCUUUGGACACCAAGAAUCCAAGAAUGAUGGACGAGAGACAGCUAUUGAUCGCGAUGGAGAAUUUCGCGAAGAAUAAAAGUGAUAGAAAAUGGGGGACCAAUAAAAAGGAGUUAGAAAGGUAUAUUAGAUUGUUUGAGCCGGUUGUCAUACAGGCUUUGAAGAGUUACACAAUGCAAAAUGAUAUACCGCUUCAAUGCAAAGUCCUUUGUCUCCUCAAUCAACUGCUCACGCUGCGCGUGAACUACUGCAUGUUGGACAGCGAUCAGGUGUUCAUUGGGUUCCUCAUGAAGCAGCUGGACUGGGUGGAACAACACGAGAUACCGAAUUGUUCUGAGCUGGUUCAUAACAUUCUGCUGUUUUUGGUUCAGUUGUCGUCGUCGAAGCAUCAUACGAAGCAAAUUAUAGAGAUACCAAAGUUAAUCCAACUAUGUGACGGUCUCAUGGCCUCAGGGGCUCAUUUGGAAUGUAUUUCUGGAUUGGAGCCCGUGGCCGUUAAAGUUUUCAGCAAUAUGGGAGGUCCAAGCGUACUGGGCCGAGCUCAGCAGCAAGAAGCGCAGGCGACGAGGGAAGUUCUGUUUUAUAUGUUGCAGAAAACCAUGCAUCAACAUGAGGUACUGGAACUAGUAUCCUGUGUCCUAUCCCUAUCACAAGAACACCCAGAAAGUUAUUACCGCUGGUCGGAACUGGCUUGCGAUACUCUGCUCAACCUACUCUCACAGCGGACCAUAGAGAUAGACUCUAAAGAAGCCAUAGCUUCGUUGGAGAAACUUCUAGACUGUGUGUACAAAGAUGUACUAUUGGAACAGAGUCGAGUGGAGAUUUUGAUGAAGAUUUUAUUUAAAGCGCCGCCAGACCAGGCCACAACACCAUACAAGCUAAAACUGCGGUACCUAUCCAUCAUAAUGGUGUUACUUCGCAAAGUUCUCGUACUAAUACCAGAGAGCGAAAUCCUACUAACCAUAAACAACCUAAAGGCCACCAGUCUUUCACCUCAGAGUAUAUUCUUCAACGUCAAACCCGACAUAGACCCUUUAAACGUACAAAAUGUCAACGAAAAUUGUGCGAAUCUGUCCCCUGAUGUCAUAUUAGUAAGAUUGCUGUUCAAAACACUGACUUAUGCCAUUUUAGAAGUGGACGGGUGUAGGGAAUCCGGUUGUUCGAAUUUCGACUUUGACGACAAGGACCUUAAGGGUCAAAAUCACAGGUUGUUGUAUUCGGUGUGCAUUAAUAUUGUGAUACAAGUGAAGCAUAUGUUGCAUUUGACAACUGGCUGUCUAUUCCCGCUAACAGCAAAAACAGCUCAAACCAUACUCCACAACGAACAAAGCGGCCUCAACACCGGCCUAUAUAGUCCAGACGAGAACAUACCAUUGGACAAAUUGAACUUGCUGUGUUUGAGGUCGUCGCUGCUGACUGUACACUGGUCACAUUUGUUGAUCAGAUUAAAUUUCUUAACCCACAAAUACUGGCAGAAGUUAGUUGGGUUCGCGAGAAACUUACCACUAAGAGAUGACAGCACAGACAAACAGCUGUUGAAAGUUGAUGUACUGCAAAUAGCUUGUGUUAUGGCGUACUGCGAGUAUUUUGUGGAAAACGGUCUAAGUGAAGUGGUCCACCUGACUUGGUUAUUAGUCAACCGUGUCCAUAUUCUCAUCAGUCAAUACAGAGAGGAUAUAGUGCAAAGUUUAGUGGCUAAAGUGCAACAGACAGACAGCGCAUCGGGGUUGCUCCUACAGGCGAUUGCGGCAAGAUGCCAGAACCAUUUGAAGGGUGAAUUUGCAUUGAACACGUACAAGAUACUGAGUCUAUGCCACGAGAGUGAAUGUGGCGCACUGAUAUUCUUCAUAUGUAGGAUCAUUGGCAAAAUGGAGCCUUCGCUUUCUGCCAGGUUUGCAAAAUUAGCAGUGGAAAGAUGUUGGCAACUCAAAGAGAUGCCAGAAGACAAGAUAAAUGAGCAGCUCACUAAAGAAGACGUUCAGAUAGCUUUGGAGAUGCUUCAGAGGGACCAGGUUCACACACGCUACCCGGCUCUAGUGACGGAGCUGAAUUCUUUAGCUUCCACAAUAUUCGCACUAUCGCCUCUUGAUCUAUCCCAGGAUCGUGCUAUUAAUCCGCAGUACAUCAAUACAACAAACGUCGACGCUAAUUGGUUGCUGAACCAGGCCAAGAACAGAUGUUGCCUAACUGACCCGUCUACCCCAAAAGUGACUGAACAAAUCGAACUUGCACAUCUACUGUCCAACUUGACGAGAGAAGAUUUAACGAGCGUCACAUCCUGUCCAGAAUUCGACAGACGAAUUUUUGCGUCGUGCUUCAAAGUCGCCGGCGACGAAUAUAUCAAAGAGUUUCUCAACGUUUUCUCAGCUUACGAGGCGAGGGAGAUAGAAAGAGAUAGACUCAGAGAAGAGAGGGAGUCGAAAAUGAAAGAAGAAAUGACAGCCUCGAUCGAUAGUAAUAAAUUAAAUGUAGUGAACACUCUACACGUGUUCAAAAAGAGUGAUAAUAGAGAAUCGAAAUCACAGUUCUUUAUACCGAUAAGCGACAACGAGAUGAAGGAAAAGUUCGGUAAUUUGGAACUGUCAGACGAACAAACGGAGCUGGUAUUGCCCGAUCUGUCACAUUUAUACCUAGUAUCGGUAACAGGUUUUGCGAAAUCCCUAUCGGAUAUAAUAAAACUGUUCCCUAAGCAGAAUAGACCGUUGAGCCAAUCAGAUAAUUUCAAUUUAAAUAUAGAACUGUCAAUAGAUAGGUAUACAAGGAGAUGCCAUCAAGUAUUUCAAGAUAAAUUGUUCUAUCAAGAGUUUAUGACGUUACAAACCAUUCUAGCCGGUUAUCUAGAUUCUUUAGACAGGAUUAUAACAGUAAUAGACGAUUCCGAUUGCGAGUUGGUUGAGAAAAUAAUCGAUACUUUACUGCCGAGCUAUUUAUCGAAAAACAUAGCUAUAUUUUCUGUGAUGUCUUUGCAGUAUCUUUCGUUUUUGAUUAAAAACAAGAUAAUCGUCGAGAGUCCUGUUCACGCAGACGUUUCGUUUAGGGUAAACGUACCAGUGAAUGACAAUUUGGUUAUCGAUAAUGUCGUGUUGGUUACGAUUGAUAAUGUGUCGAAAGCGUUGAGUUUCAAAGAGAUAUGGUCUGAGCUUAAUGUGGACAGCAACAGUAAUAGAACACAAUCGGCUAUCAGUUGUUUAUACGCCGUUGUGAAAUAUUUGGUGAAGGAUACCAAACCUCUAAUCCUGAAGCACCAUAUGAUCAUCGAAGGUCCCAAACCGGACCUGGUGAUAAUCGGCGAUAAACUUGUGACGCUUAUUGAUUAUUGGGAACGGAAUUUUUACGUUUCGAGUGAACCAGUGCUUGGCAAAUAUUAUAGGAAACCUAUUGAGGGUUUGAUCGUCAGUUUGUCCAGGUUGGAUAUAGUAAGCAAUAUAGCUCUAAUACCGCCCAUAGCGUGGUCGUCAGUCGAUGUGAUAAUGAAGAAGGACCAACCACUUAAGAUUGACCUACCGCUGCAAGCUUUACAGGAUAUGGACGUUUUGGAAGCGUUUUUGUUCAGAGUAAAUUUAAUAGGUUGGUCGUCGAAGAAACAAUUUGAAGAGAUGUGGGUUGGCCUGCUUGGUGCAUUGCAAGGCAACGGACCCCACUGGGUGAUACGAGGCAUAACGCAGCUUCUGAUCAGCACUGGCGCCUCGAGGCACGUCCCGAGGCGGUUGUUACACGUUACAGACGGAAUGUCACGCUUACGCAAUCUACUAGUGGGGACUUCGUACAGCAAACUCUUCGAAGACAUCAACUUAGAGCGGAUACCUUUGGGCACCGACGAAUUCGAUGGAUACCAUUACGCCCAGCUCAAUACUGAGUACCUUAAAUUGGUCGCAGAUAUAACAGAUGACGCAUCAUUCAGAAUUCGCCAGGAGCGCAAGCGCAUAAAGAACAGAGAGGUGGACGUCAACAGCUGUCUGCAGAUCCUUAUGGACGUCACGUCACAGAUGCUGGAGCCAAAGGCCCCAACCGGCCUAGCGGCUCGCCUGGCGCUCCUCUCCUGCAUAACGCACGCCAGCUACGUGUUCACUGAGACGGGACAGUGGUGCUGGGCCGCGUCGCAGCUCAUCGCCGUCACGGGCGCGGCCCACGGCGCUCUGACGCAGUACAGCGCCUGCGGGAGGGCGAUGUUGUUCUCGCUGUCGCAUUGUCUGUGCGUGCUACAUGGGUUCGAAGGAUUGCAGGAACUUUCAACAGUCCACCAAAAACUCGUGAAAUCUCUGUCAUCGUCGUACGCGCCGCUCCGCCAGGCGGCGCUGCAGGGCUGCCUGCUGCAGCUGAGCGCUCGCUCUUGGCAGAAUUCCCAAAAUUCACAGAAUUCCCACUCCCCGUGUCAGGAGCUCGUGGCGCACCUCACUGUCGUCGUUGGUCAAUAUACUAAUACUAAUUGCAAGAUAUCUCUCUACGAGCAAAGUUUAUACUGGACUGUGUUAUUCACACUGAUAGAACUUGGCCAUCCAGAGUUGAUAACUUCAGCUGUGGACUUCGUGUUGGCACAGCCUAACCACUAUUGUACUGAUUUGGUUGUCAAGGGUAUAACGAACACCAUUCGCCAGCAAUUGCUACCGAAAGACCUGAAGAACUCUAUUAUAGAACGGCUACUCGAUAACAUGAAGAUCUAUUCAGAACGGCACGCUAUACAAAUUCUUAUGGUCCAUUUGUUUUCAGCCGACAACAAACUGUUAAGCCCGAAACUGACCACAGACGUAUCAAACAUGGACCCGGACAUACUAAUGAGUUCAAUGGAAAGACUAACAUUACUAUACAAAUCACUACGACAAACAAAAUCAACAGAAAACAAAAAAAUCCUAACAUCAGCUAUGAAAUACUUCUUGCGAGAAACAUUACCCCCCGCUUCGACGUUGAGCAGAGUGGUCAUAGAGUUUAUAGAGAGCUGUAAACAAGCGGAGAGAGUCAAAAUGGGAGUGGUCAGUGACAGAGAAAGAGAUUCAAUUUGCGCUGUGUUUAAUGCUCAUACUGUUUUUGAGGUAUUUGAAACUGCCGUAUCACAAGAUCAACUGCCUGUAUUAAGCGGAUGGAUAUUCGAAGCGCUAUGCCACUUAUUAAGCGGGAAAAUAUCCCAUAACCUCCUUCCAUAUUGCGUCUUGACAUUACUAGUUUCAGCCAGUUCAAACCAGUUUAUAAGAAAGAUAUAUCCGCUGUCUUUUGUUAUUCUGAAAGAUGGUUUUAAAAAAUCAGCUGAAGUUGAUUACAGUUGGGGUAUGUUUAAGGAGUAUUUGAGCGUUGUUGAUGGCAUGUGUUUUAAUGAUAGAAGGUUGUUAUGUGUCGUGGCCAAACAUUCUGGCUUUAGUGUAUCUCAGUUGGAUACAUUGAAGGAAUUAUGUGACAAAAAUAGAUGUUUGAACGAGCUGUUGCAGUGUUUGAAUUGUUAAUGGUACAAAUGUAGAAUUUUCAGAGAUGUUAACGUGUGACGUUUUUGCAUCUGUAGUUAAAUAUUAUAGUAACGCUUGAAUUGUGAUUUUAAACGCCACAUGAAAAUUUUUCUUUAAAUGAUAUUUUUCGAUUAUACGGUCAAAGACAAAACAUUUAUAUAAUUAUAUCUUUUCACGACAACAUUUCGAGUAUAUAGCUUUUUUCAAGACCACUGUUGAGAAUAAAUACCGAAAGACACUCAUUUAAACAUUGUUUAGAUUAGAUAUCAAUCUAAUAUAAUGUCAAAUAUAUUUUUUUAUGAAAGAAAUUAUGUAUGCACAUAGCUAAAAGUUGUCGAUUAGGAAUUGAUCAUUUUAAUUAUUUGCACCUAAUUUGUAAUGGUUUUAAGCGUUAAUGGUUUUAAUACUAGCACAAUAUAUUAGGAGCGAAGUAUGAUAAUUCUCAAAAAUAUUCAACAUUAACAUUGCAUGAUGUUAGUUAAAAGUAGUUGACUAUUAUCCAAACCUGAUACUUGUUUCUGUCAAAAUUUAUAUCAUGUCAUGUAUUGUGACGUCACAGACUUUCUAACGACCACCGUGGCCUAACGGUCAUCUGCUGCACUUUAGUCGAUCAGUUUUAUUAAAUCAAAUCAUUCUAUUGCUUCCUUAAUGGACAAACAGCUCUUCGUUUGCAAAUACAGAAACAAUUGAUUAAUGAUUGUCGAGCGCUGCAAUGGGAGAAAGGUUACGCAUUAAUAUAAUGAUUUUGUAUUAAAAUAUAAUUAGAAAUGCUUUUUGAUUCCAAUAUCCGUGAUGUCACAAUACAUUACUGUCACACAAUCGCUCGAUAUAAAAUUUUGUUUUUGACAUAAGAAAAAAAUAUGGGAUUUUACUUUGUAUGGAGAAUUGUAAAGAGCUUCAAUGAUGCUUCUAUUUUUAUAAUAAAGAACGUUUUUGUAAAUGUGAAAUUUUAUUGUAGGUGCUGAAUGAAAGAUUAUAUUAAAAAUGUGCAUUAUCUAUAGAUGGAAUAUAAGUAUUACUUGCUUUGGUAUGAUCACGAUUUUUAUUUAGAAAUUCGUUAUUAAAUUUUAUCUUGGUCUAGCUGCACACUAGCGCCACUAUUGAAAUGAAAAAUGAAUUGCGCCACUUCUUCACCUGCGCUCUGGGAGUCUGCAAUAGUUUUAAGUAAAUUGUUGACGUCAACGAGUGAUUUCUAUAAUCCAAAGUUGAAUAAACAAUUUCGAACCUUUUUGAAUCGUCACUUUUGACAGUAAUGAUGGUGGCGCUAGUGUGCGAUUAGAUAUCGUCUUAAGAAUACGUUUUGAGAAGUUUGUAUUCAAUAACAUUCCUUUUUCGUCAUUUCCAUCUGGGCGCAAAAUGUCCUUUUUUUACAAUGUCCUUUUCUCAUAAUGUCCUUUUAAUAAAAAAAACUGUUUUAAUCACUUGCUUAUCUAAAUUGUCAUGAAAAACACAAGAACAUUUUGAGAAAAGUACAUUAUGAGAAAAGGACAUUUUGAGAAAAGGAAAUUUCGAGAAAAGGACAUUAUGAGAAAGGACAUUUUUCGCCAAGACGGUCAUUUCUAUGUUAUUCUGGGUGAUCGUAGUGAAGUGGUAGUCGUAGUGAACGGCAAGUGCUUCACGAUCCCCGGGGGAUUGAAAAAGGGGAACCAAGUGGAACACGGGAAUUUAUGUACUUAUUUUGGAAAAUUGUAUAGAUCAAAAUAUCUGAACUUAAUUUUAUUCAAUCAUUUGUAUGUCAUUUUAACAGUGUACAGAUGUACAGUCGACCGCAUAUCAAGUUACUCUGUAUAGAACUUUAUGCGGUGGUAAUAGGGGCGAAUUCGCUAUGAUUCUGGGUAGGUUUAUGUGCUGUUGACUGUAUAUAUUUUAUUUUAUUUAAAUAUAAAAAAUAUGUGCUUCUUAGAAAUAUAUCAGCACUCACCUGUACGAAGUUGUGUUUAAUUACUUAUAAGGAUGUUGUACAAUUGUAUAUUUUAUGAAACUCAAUGAAUCUAUAUAUUUUUAACGCUACGCUUCGCGCAGUAAUAUAGUCACUAGUUUAAAUAUCAA
This is a messenger RNA of Plodia interpunctella (Indianmeal moth), 11432 nucleotides long. RefSeq names its product huntingtin (gene htt). Lineage: Eukaryota; Metazoa; Arthropoda; Insecta; Lepidoptera; Pyralidae. The record is from RefSeq and is a predicted model, not a curated record. The coding region runs from base 120 to 9383 and encodes 3087 amino acids. The transcript has 43 exons. Gene Ontology annotation, cellular component: nucleus; cytoplasm.